GCCAAGAAUACAAAAUUAAAACAGGAUAAAGAAGACAUUGAGGCCAGAUUCGCAAAACUAGAGCAGAGUGAUAAAGAAAAAACUGAUCUUAUUGCUAAACUGAAAUAUGAUAUUUCACAAAUUAAACAGGCUUCAGUAACUUCACAAUCACUUAUUUCACCGUCAAUUAAAAAUCACUCUGGUGAAGUUGAUAGUACUGACUCUGUAAAUCUAGAGCAGACACAAAGUGCUAUUUCUUCCAAAGUUAAUUCUAAUAAUAUUUCUGAACAGACAGAUGAUACAUCUGAAAAUGCACCAAAUUCUGAUCUUCAGAAGAAGCAUAGCCUCGAGUCAAAAACUCAUCAAAAUCUAAACUUAUCUUUAGAUAAUCAAAAUGCUUCCUCGACAGAAUUAGAAAAGUCGAUGUUACUUCCAUUACUAUGUAAUGCAAAUACUGUGACCAAUGGUCACGAUUGA
Molecule: messenger RNA, 456 nt
Organism: Racocetra persica
Lineage: Eukaryota; Fungi; Glomeromycota; Glomeromycetes; Diversisporales; Gigasporaceae
Source: the annotation of a GenBank genome assembly